Molecule: messenger RNA, 1647 nt
Organism: Polyodon spathula (Mississippi paddlefish)
Lineage: Eukaryota; Metazoa; Chordata; Actinopteri; Acipenseriformes; Polyodontidae
Product: peroxiredoxin-like 2A
Exons: 6
Source: RefSeq, a predicted model, not a curated record
GCGUCUGAAUCCACGCCUGCCUACAGCACUUUCAGUUCUGGACAGCUGGCGCUGAUUUGAUUUUUGCUUCUGAUUCGUUUCCCUAGAAGCUGUGUAAUCUCUGCAUCCGUGUGUCUGCGGCAGAAUAGCAUAACUCCAUGACGUCACAGUUUGCUGCUCCAGAGUAGGUCAGUCUGGCAUGCAAUCGCGGAGGGCUCAUUAGAUGUUCUUUCUGCUGGAGGGGGAGUUCUUCACCAUGGGAUUGUGGUCACUUGGUCUUGGGGCCAUUGGGGCAGCGGUUGCUGGGAUCUUCCUGGCAAACACAAACCUGCUACUGACAAAACCAGCCGCGGCAUCCUUGGAAUAUCUCGAAGAGACAGAGCUACAGACUCUGGGUGAAGACAAGAGGACCUUUAAAGCCAAGGAGCUCUGGGAGAAGACUGGGGCGGUGAUCAUGGCUGUCAGGAGACCUGGAUGAUUUCUGUGCAGAGAGGAGGCCUCGGAGCUGUCCUCUCUGAAGCCCGAGCUUGAGCAUCUUGGGGUUCCUCUCUACGCUGUGGUGAAGGAAAACGUGGGCACGGAGGUGAAUCAGUUCAAUCCUCAUUUCAAGGGGGAGGUCUUUCUCGAUGAGAAGAGGCGUUUCUACGGCCCUCACAAGCGUAGGAUGGGUGUAAGGGGGCUGUUUCGUCUCGGAGUGUUGCGAAACUUCUUCCGGGCCUGGAAGAAGGGAUACCAGGGCAAUGUGGAGGGGGAAGGGUUUAUCCUCGGGGGAGUCUUUGUCAUUGGCAAAGAUAAACAGGGCAUCCUUCUAGAACACCGGGAGAAGGAAUUUGGGGAUAAGGCUAACAUCACUUCUGUCAUUGAAGCUGCCAGAAAGAUUCAAGUCCAGAAAGAGGAAUAAAAGAUUUAACUACAACUAUAUCUGAGCUGUACUUUCCAAACUGGUGGAAACAGCAUUUACAUUGAUUCCCACUUCAAGCAGUGAUUUUAUCAUGACAUGCAAUUCUUUUUGGACAACGCUAGAGGGCACUCAUGUAGCUGUUUUAUGUACGUAUUCUGUAUCCUGUUCUGCCAGGCUGCAUAUUAAAUAUACAAAAGACACUAGCUUGAGUUUCACCCAUGACUUUCCUAGAAGUACAGACAGUCCUUCUUUAAAAUAAUACAACACUUCACUUCCCCUUGGUUACAUGGAUAAAUACAUUUUAAAAAAUAUGAAGAUACAGAAAUACACAUUUAAAAGCCCAUAGAUCGCUCAGAAGGAAACUGAAUUCAUAAAAAAAAAUACUUGAAUCGUCUUUUAAAAUGUGUGUAUUAAACCAAUAUUGUUUUAGAUAGUUUGCAAAAAGAAAAUGAAUCUCAUUUUAGAACUGAAAAUCGUGUUGUUAAUGCCUGGUGAAUGAAGCUGAUUCGAGUCUGGGUUUUUUUUUUUUCUGACUCUGUUUUCACGUGAUGUUAACUAACAUUAACCCUGUGCUCUCAGUCCAGCCCAGUUGUGUGUGCCGUACAGGCCCUUUCAGACUGCCUGCUGGUAUUGUGAUCCAGUGCUGUAUUGAUGACAGUCUGUGUAUAAACCACUGUGGGGAUACAGGCUUGAUACUUACAGCUACAGAUCCAAAUGCUAACAGAUAUACUGAACGUGUAACAGCAAUAUUAAAAACCUCAGCAAUA